GAUAUGGUUAUAAAGCAGCUGUGUUGAAUAAUUGAACAUAUGUUUGUUGUUAAAGUUGCAUGAUACAUUGGAUUCAGGAUUGGCUAAACUUUACCACUUAACUUAAUGCUUGACUGAACCUUUUCAAAUUUAGAGAAUUGAGUUAGCUUGAUGUAACUGGGCGCGUUUGCUACACCAGUCAAUUGGGUUUCAUAACAUAACCUUGAAUUCAUUAUCUGGUUCCAUUGGUAAACAGCACAAUGGUCCUGGCACAAUAUAAGGAGCUGGUCGGUACCGCAGCGGCAGUUACUACUAUCGGACAGUUUCUCUCUCCUCUUUUUGUUUGCAAGAAGAUUGUGAAAAAUGGCAGUGCGAAGGGAAUGGAUCCGAUGCCCUUCAUCGGUGGAAUGGCCAUGUCAGUUCUCUUCCUUCAGUACGGUAUCAUCAUUGAUGACCCAGCCAUGAUCCCGGUCAACAUAUUUGGAUUUGUACUCAAUGUGGCUUAUUCCAUUUGCUUCUACAUGUACACAACUGAAAAGACAGAGUUCUUGUCGUCUGUGGGGAAGGUGUCCGCAGUAACAGCCGUACUGGUCGGCUACGCUCUCUGGGAGAAGCAGGAUCUUGUGGAGUUCAGGUUCGGAAUGAUUGUUACUGUGCUGAUGCUGGCCCUCAUAGGAGCCCCUCUCUUCUCCCUGGGGGAGAUAAUCAAGAACAAGAGCACAGAGAGUUUACCGUUUCCGAUGAUAGCUGCAGGGACAGUGGUGUCGACUUUGUGGCUCCUAUAUGCGAUCAUCAUUGAGAAUGUUUUCAUGCAGGUGCAAAACAUUGUAGCUCUGCUGCUUUGUUUAAUUCAGCUGUCACUAUUUGUCAUCUACCCAAGUACGCAGCCAAAGGUUGUUGAAGAGAAGAAGAAGAAAUAGUAGACAUACUAGAAUCACUGUUAGUCCACAUGUGCCUUCCUUGCCAUUUUUGUUGGAAUUGUUACGUAGUUCUAACGUUUCAGCACCGUAUUACCCUGUAGGUUAUUGCAAGGUAGUUCAAAUAUAAAUGAGAAUGUGUUUCCAUAGCUUGCGGCUUUCAUCUCUACUAUAGGUACUCAGUAAUGUAUAUUGCGUUAUUGUAAAUUGAGGCAAGACAUUCUCUGAGAUUUUCGGAUUUCAAAAUGUUCCACAUGAAAUUAUUGUGCCUUUCUCUGUUCAUUUCAUCAAAAGCCAUAGAACAUAACAUGUGCGAUAUAAAACAUUUUUGGGGGAAAAAGCCUAAUUUGGAAUUUCAUCACAGCAAUACAUCAACCACCUUCAAUUUAGAUUAUGGACCAUUUGAAUUUAUAAAUUCUGACCUUGACAAAUCAGCUUUUGGCAGAAUGUGGUACCAUUGGAGUUAGCCAACAACAAAAUUAUGAGAUUUACCAAUGAUGGAAGUAACGGAUAGCUGUUGGAAAUGUAAAUCAAAGAUUUCUUUCGUGGAUUUAAAGAUUUCUACUCUCUUUCCCAAAAUGGUUGGUGGGGAACUAAAUAUUUGUAAUGGAAUGUCUUGUUGAGUAAUAUCUUAAAUUAACAACCAACACCAAGACAAUCUAUUUCUGACCAUUCUGUCCAAAAUAGUUAUCGUUUGAACAAAGGUAAAUUCCAACUUCAAUUGAAAACCGUGUUGAAAGGAGACUACUUAGAGUCCUCCAUUUUUCACUUUUCUUUUAUCAAGGCAUUUUAAACAAAUGUGUCACUUGAUGGGGUUACUGUUAAAAAUGUUUUACUCACUCCUCCAAACACGCGUUUUCAAGGAAGGUUAAAAUAUUUUGAAUAGAGUGGUCACAAAUUGGUUUUGUACCAUCAGUACUUUUUGAGAUAUCACUCAAUUGCUUCUCAUUUUAAAUUUUUGAGUUGUUCUCCACCCUCCAUUUUGGGGAAGAAAGAUAGGAAAUUUUUUAUUUCCUAGCAAUGUCCUCAGACAGCGUUACUACAUAUCCCAAAAAAAUUUGAAAAUUCUCAACCGUUCAAGUGUUAAGGUCCCAAACUAAACAUAAAAGUAUGAUGAAAAAUGCUUUCUAUAUCCAUGAAUAUAUACCAUAUUUUGGUACAUAUUACCAUAUGCUGUAGGAUAAAGAAACAAUCUGAUCUUCUCAAAACGAUGUUGGAAGAAAUAAAGAUUCUACUGGUACCUUGUGAAAUAUGUAGACUAAAGACAUUUAAAAAAUAAGUUAGAUUUUUUUCUCAUUCUGUACCGUACAGCUACUGCAUACGUUGUUCCAUUUUAUCCAAAAUGUUGUGGCAGAGACAUUUAAUUUCAUACUGAUUAUAAAGGUAAAGAAAUCAGUUGGUUAGUACAAUAUAUUUCCACAUUUAGAUCCACAAAGAUGAAAUAAUUAUUUCACCAUUUCAGUUUUGCCACUUGUAUUGUAAAUGCGUAGAUACUUGAAUGAAACCAUCCAUUUCCUUACAAAUUUACAAUUUUGUUGUCUAUUCAAUGUGUAACUAUGUAUUACGCAGCUCUUUCAUAAAAGUUCAUCGUACGAUUUUGGACAGUAUGAAAUUAAGGUACAAACGUCGUAAUACAGUGUCUGAAUGAUGUUAACUGUACAUCACAGUCACUAACUGGUCAGUAAAAAAUUGCAAUCAAAACAUUUUAAAUCUUAAGGUCAUUCCAAUUUACUCCAGCAUUUAAUGUGCAUUUAAACAUGUCAUAUGAAUGAAAAACUCAAAUGAAAUAUAUUGUUUUUUAAUGUACCCAAGGGUGAUGUGGUUACCUGUAUUUACUCAAAUGAAUUUUACUCCUACUAAAGUUAAUGCUCUCUGCAAUAUAACGUCUGUCUGUCUGGCUGCAAUGGUGACCAAAAUAAGCCGUUCCCACAUUCCUAUCCAGACGUUUACGUCACUAGUACGUCGGCAAUGGAAACAAAAUUCUCACUUAAAUUUGAGACUCGUACUAGGAAGGUGCUGAAAUUGGUAACUUGUUACUUGUUUUAGAGUUUUAGCUAGUGAUAAUCCAUUCCAGUCGUAGAUUUUAUUUAGACCUUAAUUAGUGAAUUGUAUUUUAGUCGAGUCAACAGAAUCAAAAUGUAUAAGAUUGAAAGGUAAGAAAGUGCUUUCCAACAUUAAUGUUUGUUUGUUGAAAGUGAAUUGUAUGUUUGUCCAAUUGGUACAUAGGCAAGAUGAAAGUUGCAGAGGCUUCAAGCAGCUUGAGGCUAGGAUGCCUGCGGAAACCACUAAAGAGGGAGAAGUAAGGAAUAGAUACCAGUGACAGUGGUGGGUUAGUAGGCAUCGUAAAUUAAUUCAAGCAGAUAUCUUAAUCUAAUUUCUCUUAACCAUCAAUUAAAGGUGUUUGCCUCUCUUUAAAGUAGUUAACCCUAGAAGUGGCAAGCAAACUUUUAAAAAUUUUAAAGUGGCAUUCUUUUUUUCCUACUUGUAUUUACUUGGAUAUUAUUAAUCGUUUCUCUUCUUCCAUUAAAGGGGCUUCUGAAUUAUAAAAUUAAAAUGCUAUAAAAUGUGUUGUCUUUUUCUAUUGCAUGGUUGUAAUUGUGGUUAAUGGCAAUAAAAAUUCUGGUAUCAUAUAUCUUAACAUAGUAUUUUAUGUACGUGUUAAUGUAUUUUUCCAAAGCUCAUUCGAGCCAAUACUCCAAAUGUAACAUAUUACACAUAAAUAUUUCACAAAAAACAUGGAAACAUAUGUUUUGUUAAUUAUUUUUUUUUAUUUCAACCUUAUUUUUCAAAUGCUUUUGAAAAUACAUUUUUUAUUCAUCCCCAA
Messenger RNA from Homalodisca vitripennis (glassy-winged sharpshooter), 3720 nucleotides. RefSeq names its product sugar transporter SWEET1. Gene Ontology annotation, cellular component: membrane. Gene Ontology annotation, molecular function: sugar transmembrane transporter activity. Gene Ontology annotation, biological process: carbohydrate transport. NCBI's taxonomy places the organism in Eukaryota, Metazoa, Arthropoda, Insecta, Hemiptera, Cicadellidae. The transcript is spliced from 7 exons. The record is from RefSeq and is a predicted model, not a curated record. Bases 240 to 899 code for a protein of 219 amino acids.